Messenger RNA from Mytilus californianus (California mussel), 7972 nucleotides. Its product is annotated as macrophage mannose receptor 1-like. The record is from RefSeq and is a predicted model, not a curated record. Lineage: Eukaryota; Metazoa; Mollusca; Bivalvia; Mytilida; Mytilidae. The coding region runs from base 174 to 5816 and encodes 1880 amino acids. Gene Ontology annotation, molecular function: signaling receptor activity. The transcript is spliced from 42 exons.
CAAAAACCGCGGAAAGGAAAGGGUUAUAGAACAUAAAAGAUUCAAAAUUGAAAAAUACAGAAUUACUGCAUUGCAUUUGAGAGAAAUUGGCAAUUUUUUUUUCAGGUCAGAAAUGUCCAUUGUAUUGGCAACAACGUGGGAGUAUAUGUUAUAGAUUCAGAUAUGUCAAUCUUAUGUCUUGGAAUGAUGCUGAAACUUGGUGUAAAUCUCAGACUGCACAUCUUGUCAAGUUUGAAAAUACUAAUGAAAGGUAUUGGAUGACGAGUAGAACAACACAAAUCUUAACUCAAAUCAAAAAGCCGACAUUGCGUUUUUGGACUGGAUUGAACAAUAUAGAUCAGAGUACAUCAGUGUAUACGUGGGCUGAUGGGAGUCCAGUUAGUCCUCUCAUAACGCGAGGUCAAGCAAUAUCUCCCAGUUCAACCAAUCAUUGUGUUAAAAUAGAUGGAAAUAGAUUAAGAAAUGUGAACUGUAAUACCAAGUUAGGAUAUAUAUGUGAAAGACACAUAGGUAUUCCACUCACCUGCAAUAGAGAUGCUGGGUGGCAGUCUUUCAACAACUUCUGUUAUAAAGUAUAUGCUAGUAACACUAACUCUUGGAAUGGAGCUCAAACUAUUUGUAACAAACUGGGAGGAAAUUUAUUUACAGCAGAAAGUGCUGCAGAAGAGCAAAUUAUACAUGAUUUUGCCAAGAAUACUCAUAAAAAUUACUGGAUUGGUGUAAAAGCUUAUCAACAGGGUAAUUCCUAUGCCUGGCUGACAGUACCCAAUAAUACUGUAGUCAACCAAGUAUUUUGGGCUAGAACACCUCAUUUGCAACGAUCUCAGUAUAACAGGACAUGUGCAGCAGUCCUGUAUUCCAGAACAUCAUCAGCCAUAGCAUGGCAACCUGUCAAUUGUAAUGGAAGACGAAACUUUGUCUGUAAAAAAGCUGAAGGAUCAUGUCAGCCUGGAUGGGUUGCACAUCAAAACAGAUGCUACCAAUUUAACACACGAUAUUUAUUGUCAUGGCAACAGUCAAUGCAGUUCUGUAGAGGCCAAGGAGGUAGAAUGGUAGAAUCAUAUGGGAAUACGGCUACUAAUUUUUUGAAAUCCUAUUUGGAUGAAUUGCGGUCUGCUGGUAUUCGUUCUUUUUGGAUAGGAGCUACAGAUAACAACACUAGUACUUACAAAUGGUCCAUUGGAGCUGCUAUAAAAUAUCAGCAUUGGGUUCAUAAUCCACCCACAAAUACAAAAAAUAGACAAGACUGUGUUUAUAUCAGUACAUAUGAUAGAAAUGGUUUAUGGCGACCCUCAGCAAACUGUGGAACUAAGAGGGCCUUUAUCUGCACCAUAGCAUUUAACAGACCUGUCAAAAAAAUUACUACUCCAAGACCAACACUAAAGUGUGAUUCCCAUUGGACUUUGAAUAGUGGAAAUUGUUAUCAAUUUAACGACACCAAGAGGAACUGGGAUGGUGCUCGACAAAUUUGUCAACGACAAGGAGGAGAUUUAGCUACAAUUAACACAAACAGACUUCAUAGCUUUGUUAUCCAUCGUAUACGUGCAGAAGAAUAUUGGAUUGGUCUGAAUGAUAAAACUCGUAACAGAAAAUUUAUAUGGGCACAAUCAGGUUUGCAGACAAGGUUUAGAAAGUGGUGUCCAAGGGAACCUAAUGAAAGAGGAGGACAGGAGAAUUGCAUUGAAUAUAAAAAUAGAUGUUGGAAUGACCAGGGGUGCAGCUCACCAAGGAAAUUUGUUUGUCAGAAACCACCAAAAUCUAUUCCAUUAGGCCCUCCAAUAACAACUACUCCAAUGCCAUUUAGUUUGCAUUGUGGAGUUGGAUGGGAAGAGGAUCCAUCAUCAAAGUAUUGUUACCAGUUCCGCGAUGACCAAAUGGCAUGGAAUGAUGCACGUCUGGCUUGUAGGAGAAUGGGUGGGGACCUAGCCAGUAUACAUGAUAGAGAGACGCAAGUUUAUAUAAAUACUAGGUCUGCUACAAUGAAUUCAGUAGCUUUAUGGCUUGGUGGAACUGACAGAUCAAGUGAAGGUGGAUGGACAUGGAGUGAUAGAACACCGUUUAAUUAUGUCAACUGGUCACCAAAGCAACCAGAUGAUUACAGACAUAAUGAGGACUGUAUGGGAUAUUAUGUACAGCGAGGUCAUACAUGGAAUGAUUUCCCUUGUAACUACAGAAAUGGAUUCAUAUGUAAAAAAUAUUGGGGACCCAGAACCACAAUUAAACCAAGACCAACUCCACGAGUUCCAGCUGGACAGUUUUUGGGAUGUCAAUUUGGAUGGAAAAAACAUGGAAACACAUGUUGGGCUUUUAUUAGAAAAAAUAUGACUGCAACUGCUGCCAGGACAGAAUGUCAACAGAGAGGUGGUUACCUAGCAACAGUCAACAGUCGGGAUGAGCAGAAUUUUAUACAAGCCAAUUUACCUAGAGCAAUGAAAGGACUUUUCUUGGGUGGAAGUUACUGGAUAGGACUUAGUGACAGAAUUGUUGAGAAUUAUUUUGUAUGGGAUGAUGGUACACCAGUUUUGUACACAAACUGGAAUAGUAAAGAGCCCAACAACUGGAGAAAAAUGAAUGAAGACUGUGUUAGUGUUUGGCUGCAGGGAAGAGGUUGGAAUGAUGCCCCAUGUAACACUUUAGCUCAGGGUUAUGUUUGUAGAAAAGGUGUACAAGUAGUAGCUACUACUGGACAGAAUCCCUUAUUUCAGGGAUGUACUCACCCUUGGAGAGGAUAUGGAUAUGGAGCUUCGUGCUAUGCAUUGUUGGAUCAAAAUAAUGCCCAUCCUCUUACAUGGCAGGCAGCCCAAGCCUCAUGUCAAUCAAAGUACAAAGGUCAGCUGGCAACAGUAAAUGACAGGUAUGUUCAGUCUUUCCUAGCCAGUUACAUAGACACCAGAACAGACGUCUUUUGGAUUGGACUAACAGAUAAAUCGACUCCAGGGACUUACAGUUGGGUACAAGGGCAAACAGACUACUUUACAUUUUGGGACAACACACAUACAGGGAAUGAAAAGAAUACUUGUGUUGCCAUGAGAACAACUCACCCAAUUGGAUUAUGGGGAAAUAAGCAGUGUACUGAGCUACACAACUACAUUUGUGAAACACCAAGGACAGGAUUCACUGCGGCCCCAUCAACAAUUCCACCCAAUGUACCCUGUCCUACUGGUUGGAACCAGUAUUCAUCUUACUGUUAUAAGAAAUACUCGUCAUCAGCACAGAAAUUAAGCUGGGAAGCAUCAAGAGAUUUCUGUAGAGGUCUGGGUGGUGACUUACUCAGUAUUCAUGAUCAGAAUGAAUUAAACUUUGUAAAGACUAAUUUACUGAUAGAUUCCACAUCUUAUUGGAUUGGACUGAAUGAUCGUGUUAAUGAGACAGGAUAUGUUUGGAGUGAUGGAUCAGGGGUAGAUUAUACAGCCUGGGCUCCUAAUGAACCUAAUAAUUUUAAUAAUGAAGACUGUGGACAGAUUGUUGGCUAUACAACACAGAAAGGACUUUGGAAUGACAAUAACUGUUUUUUGUCUCUCAACUAUAUCUGUAAGGUACAGAGAGGAACUACACUUCUAACUACAGCUGCUCCAGUGACUGGUGUAACAUCUGCCCAGUGUGGCGCAGGUUCCUGGGAGUUGUUCAAUGGAGCAUGCUAUAUGACCAAUCCCCCAAGUGGUACUAACUCAUCACUAUCAUGGUACCAAGCCCAACAGUUUUGUUUCGCUAAUAAAGCAAAUUUGGCCAGUAUUCAUGCUCGGGAUGAAAACAAUCUUAUAGUAGGCAUGAUUUCUAAGUUGAAUCAAAAUGAAUUUUGGAUUGGUCUUAAUGAACUUGAAAAGCCUGGAAAAUAUAAGUGGAGUGAUGGCUCUAUACUUGAUUUUGAUAGCUGGAGUGGAAACGAACCCAAUGAUGCAUUUGGAGGUGAAAGGUGUGCAGGAAUGCUUUCCUAUAAUGGGAACUGGAAUGAUGACAAUUGCAACCAACAAAUAGGAUUUGUCUGCAAAAAAUUAGUAGGUUCUGUUGGACCUGUUACUCCUGCACCACCACAGUUAAUCUCUGGAGGUUGUUCUGUCAGUGGAUUUGUCCCAGAACCAUAUGGUAACAAAUGUUUUUAUGCCAAUAACAACACAACUCCAACAGAUUGGAAUUCAUCUGUGCAGUUUUGUAGAAAGUUUGGUGCUGGAUAUGAUAUUGCUGCUGUCAGCAAUGAAAUUGAACAAGCAUUCCUUACUUCAUUGAUACAAGGGUUUACUACAAAUCUGUGGAUAGGACUUAACAACUUGAGACAUAACAAUAGAUUCAAUUGGCAAGAUAACUCAGCAUUCUUCUACUCAAACUGGAAUGCAGGAGAACCUAAUGGCAACUCACAAAGAGGACGCGGGAUAACAGAAGACUGUGUAGAAAUGUAUGUAAAUAGUGUUGUAGCUGGUUCUUGGAAUGAUCUUAAGUGUAACACGCCUCGUAAUGUCUUAUGUCAGGGGCCAAAAGCUGUAGGUCAGGCUACUCUGUCCCCACAGAAAAAUUGUAAAGCAGGAUAUAUCUCCCAUGGAACCAGUUGUUAUAAGUUUGUAAAGACACCAGUCCAAUCAUGGCAACUAGCAGAAAAUUUCUGUCAAGGUGAUGGUGGUGUUCUUGCAUCUAUCAAUUCUAAUUAUGAGAAUUCAUUUAUAGAGUCUCAAAUGGGACCAAACUUUGAUUACUGGAUAGGACUUCAAUUUAACCAGUUUAGUAACACUUAUACCUGGCAAAAGAGUUGGCCUGUUACAUUUACAAAUUGGGGAUAUGGUGAACCCAGUCAGGGACCAUCAGACAGAUGUGUUAAGUCAAAAAAUGGACUAUGGGAUGAUACUAGCUGUACUCUUACUCUAGGAUAUGUCUGUGAAAUUAAUUCUGCUCAGCCUCCUGCUCCAACACAGGCACCGCCAGGGCAUUGCCGUAACCGUGAUGAGACAAUUCGAGGAGACUACUGCUACUACUUUAGUCCAUUUACAUACUUGGACUGGCCAACAGCUAGAUUUACAUGUAAUAAACGCUUGAUGGAUCUUGUCAGUAUCACUUCUACAGAUGACCAGAGUUAUGUUUGGAUGGUUAUGUUGAAUGCUAGGUCACCUACUGGACAACAUACAGCACAAAAUAUCUGGGUUGGCCUCACAAAAGGAAUAUACAGUGGUUUUAUGUGGGCAGACACUACAGCUUUAAGCUUCACUAAUUGGAACACUGGUGAACCAUCAGAUCCUGUCAAUGCUACCAAGGAAGAAUGUGUAGAAAUGUACAGAGACAGUGGGAAAUGGAAUGAUAUUGCCUGUGACCAGAAAAAAUCAUUUGUUUGUAAAGGCAGAGCAUUACUUGGAGCUGGAACAGUACCUGUAACCACUCUAGCUCCAGUUACACCGCCAAACGUUGGUCCAGUGACUCAACCUAAUAUUGGUCCGGCAACAAAGCCUAUUGUUGGUCCAGCAACUACACCAAAAGGUGUCGUAACUUUUCCAACAUUUCCCAAUGUGUUUUCCUCAAGAACUACACCUGCACCAAAUAAGAAUAACGUGCCAUAUGUACAGCCAACUGGAUUUAUAAAUGGUCCCAAAAAUCAAGCUCAGACAAGAGUUUUAAGUAAUAAGACUGGGUUGUCAGGUGGAGGUUUAGUAGGGGUUUUAAUCACUGUUAUUGUAGUGUUAGGUGUGGUUGCAGUGGUAGGCAUGCUGUUCUAUAAGAAACGUAAUCCAUCUGCUGGUGGUGGUGGUGCUGGCAGUUUUGACAAUGCAUUGUACUUUAAAGGUAAUGAAGAGGUUAACAUCAAUAGUAGUGGUGACACUGGUGAAGCAGAUGCAUGAUCUGACAGUACAAAGCUGAAUUAUUUGUCAUGUUACCUGUGAAUAUGUACAAUAUACAAGUGUUUGUUAUUGAAGGAACAUUCAAAGACUGAGUAUGUUUUAUAGGGCACAAUACAAGAAGAACAGUUUUGAAUCAUUUUGUAAAUAGUUUGUUUCAUUUUGACAGACAUCAGAAUUUUUUGGCCACUGCGACACAAAUUUGCAUUGAAUGACUUUCACCUUUUUUUUGGUAAAAGUCUAAUUAUAGAAGGGGAAAUCAAGGCUUUCAGUGUAUUAAAUGCUCAAUGAGUUUAAGAGUAUGCUUUCAAAUGUCUGGUACGUUACCUUUUAUCGGUGAGAUGUUUUCAUCUUAUACAUUUUGCAUCAAAAAAGGGUUCUGAAUAUUGCAUCUUACAAUGAAACAGUGUCAAAGAAGAUGAUGGAAUGUAUAUACAUGCGACCAAUAGAUUUUCCUGAAACAAAGUUAUAUGUACUUUCAAAAUUCAGUUAAAAAAUAUUAAUCCGUCUACUUAUUAUUUCAAAGUUUAUUAAUCUCUCAAAGUGGAAAAUUAUUAUUUCUAAAAAAAAAAAACAAGUUGCCUUUUAAAAAUUGAAUAUUUUUCUUGGAAACAAUACUUGAAAAAAAUCUAUUACUUUUCAUUAAAUUUAAAGAAAUACAUCUCCGCUCCUCUUCAUCCUUGUUAGAUUAAGUCAGAAUUUGGGAUCCACCAGUUAAUGAUUUCCAUUGGUUACAGUUGUAACUAGCUGCAUCGAAUAAAAAUAUCUUUGAGAUGAUCAUGUGAAAAUGCAGAAAAUGUAUAUUAACAAUUUCCAUGUGCAGAUUAUAGUCGGAGUGGGCGACUUCUAUCUGUUGCUAGAUGGCACUACCCUGUAUACACAAAUAUUGUCUUAAUCUGCUAAGGGCGAAGAGAAGUGGGUUGGAUCGUAACCCUUGGCUAGCGAAAAUGAAAGAAAUAUAGAUGUAUCCAUUUUUUUUUCCUUGCUAUUUAAAAAAAAAUAAAUUGAUUUGCCAUAUUAUACAAUUAAAUGAUCACCCCUGGUUUUAAUCCCAUUUGUUCAAAAGAUAUCUCCCCUGGCAAAAUUACAGGAGCCAUUUUCACAAAAAUCUUACAAUUAAAAUUGGUCGUAAGUUAUAAUAAAAUGUUCAUGACUUAUAAGUUUUUUUUCUCGUAAGUUUUUUUGUGAAAUUGUUGGUAGAUUCUUUGAUUUAUGAAUAAGUCAAUAAUUGUAAAUAAUUGUAUGUUUUUUUUUUUAAUCUAUCCCUUCAAAUAAGAUCAAAUGUUUUAAACAAGUGCAAAAAACAGUAGCUAUUUCAAUUUCAGUAUUUUAGUAUUUUCAUUGAAUCAGUUUCCCUUUUUUUGUUAAAGUGUUUUCAUCAAAUCACUUUCAAUAUGUCAUGGUAUUAAAGUUAAAAGGCCUUUUUAGGGGAGUUUGCAUUAAUUCAACUUCAAAUUGAAAAGUUGUAAGGCUUCAGUACGAAACCAGGAUGAUUCUUGGCAGAUCCUCACAUUUUCCCUGUUUCUUAGCCGCAUCCUUAUAUGUUUUUUGAUGCCAAGUAAAUACACUUUUAUUGCCUGUGUUUUUUUUUUUUACAGGAUUUACAUGUUUGACUCCAAUAAAAACUAAUUGAUCAUAUUUACGCAUUGCUUGUAAAUAAAUAUGCACAUGUAAACUUCAGUUGUAAUUGAAGUAAUUUUCACCAGUUUUGGUAUGCUGUUAAUUGAUAUUUUUUUAUUUUUUUUACUGACUGGUCAGCUAUUUUUCUUUAUUGAACAUUUAUAAACCAAUAAGAAAUCAAGCAAUGUGGCCUUAAGACCUGAUGACAAUGCAGUUAGAUGUUAUAUUUUAUUUUUGUACUCUAGCAUUUGUGCAAUAGUGUAUUCAUUUUUUUCUGUAUUGUCUAUGCAUUUGUGCAAUAAUAUACUGUGUUUUCCUGUAUUUUCUAUUCAUUGUGCAAUAAUGUGUUAAUAUUUUCUUGUCUUUUCCAUGCUUUUGUGCAAUAACGUUUUAUUUUCUUCUUUUUUUUGAGCAUUUGUGCAAUAUGUUUUAGAAUGCUGUCAUUGGUUUGGUGUAAUUGUCAUUCCUAUCAAUCAUUUGUGCAAUAAACCCAAAUUCAUUGUGAUCACAUUGUUGUUUGAAUAAAUUUAUAAACACCA